Messenger RNA from Pieris macdunnoughi, 9450 nucleotides. The record is from the annotation of a GenBank genome assembly. Lineage: Eukaryota; Metazoa; Arthropoda; Insecta; Lepidoptera; Pieridae.
AUGAGAAAACAAACUGAAAUCUAUGCUCACAAUCAUCGCACGCGGCAUAGGCGGCAGGGCGCAGGCCUUUUUCUCUCGGCAUCGUAUGUAAUUCCCGGGGGAGAAGGCGCUGGUGCGUGGGGGGAAUGGGGAGACAUCUCCCCUUGCUCCAGAACAUGUGGCGGCGGUGUUGCCAGUCAAAAGAGAAUUUGCUUAGAAGUUGGGUCAGACGGCCGGCCAUUGUGCUCCGGCGGAGACACCAAGUACUUCUCAUGUCAGACACAAGACUGUCCUGAAGGAGCGGGGGACUUCCGAUCUGAGCAAUGCGCAGAGUACGACACUCAAUUGUUCAAAGGGAACCGUUACAAUUGGGUUCCAUACACAAGAGCAUCGAACCCAUGUGAACUAAACUGUAUGCCACGAGGCGAACGGUUUUACUAUCGUCACAAAUUGAAGGUAGUCGACGGUACACGAUGUAACGAAGAAUCAUUUGACGUCUGUGUCGAUGGAACUUGUCAGUCGGUUGGCUGUGACAUGAUGUUGGGUUCAAAUGCAAAAGAAGACAAAUGUCGACAGUGUCGUGGUAAUGGUACAAACUGCUACACCUCCACUGGAGUCAUUGAUUCACAGGAUCUUAGGAAAGGCUACAAUGAUGUCCUAUUAAUACCACAAGGUGCAACAAACAUCGUUAUCUCGGAAGUCAGGUCUUCCAAUAACUAUUUAGCACUUCGAGCUCAGCAGGACAACGUCUACUAUUUGAAUGGAGACUACCACAUCGACUUCCCUCGAAGCUUGCCCAUCGCUGGCUCUCUGUGGUACUACGAAAGAAGUCAGCAGGGAUUUGCAGCACCGGAUAAGCUCCGCUCUUUGGGGCCAACAACUGAACCUCUUUAUCUAUCGCUUCUCCUACAAGAGGACAAUGUGGGUAUAUCAUAUGAGUACAGUAUACCUUCAGCCCAAGCGCCGCCUCCUAAUCAGCAAUAUAAUUGGGUUCACGAGGAGUUCAGCGCUUGUAGUGCUACAUGUGGUGGAGGUACUCAAACGCGCGAAGUGACGUGCCGAUCACGCGAGGAGUUGGAAGUUGUUGAAGAUAGUUUAUGUGACAAAGGGCUUAGGCCUCCCACUACUGAGACCUGUAAUACUGACCCAUGCCCUCCUCAUUGGGUCGAAGGGCCAUGGAGUCCCUGCUCCAAGCCUUGCGGUGAAGGUGGCUCCAGAUCCCGACAAGUACAUUGCGAGAAAGUUAUUUCUCAAGGGAUUGCAUCGAUCGCGGCGGAUAAAGAAUGCUUCGAUCUUCUGGGCCCAAAACCUGAACUGUACCAAGAAUGUAAUCAGAAUGCCUCGUGUCCCACGUGGUUCACUGGACCCUGGAGACCUUGCGACAAAUUGUGUGGUGAAGGGAAACAGCUUCGUCAAGUAGUAUGUCAUCAAAGAAUCAAUGGCCGUGUUGUAUUGUACGGCGAUGAAGAGUGCGCUGAUAAGAAGCCUCCAACCGAACAGGCCUGCAUGCUACAUCCAUGCGAGGGGGUCGACUGGGUGCUUAGCGAUUGGACUGGGUGCGACACAUGCACUUCGAAAGUACGCGCGCGGACAGUGCAAUGCGCUACCAAGGACUUCAAAAUUGUCAACUCGAGUCUUUGCGACUACCACCCACUGCCGGUCUUGGAAGAACCCUGCGAUCCCAACAAGCUUCCUGCUUGUGACGUACUGUGGUAUGCGACACAGUGGAGCAAAUGCUCCGUGGAAUGCGGUAAUGGUAUACAAACACGGCGUGUGUUCUGUGGGCGAUUCGAUGGUGCUGGUGUGACCGUGGUGGACGAUGAGCGAUGUGACGCCAAGACUAAAUACAACGAUACUAAGGAGUGCGUGGUGCCAAAGGAAAAGUGCCCCGCCAAAUGGUUCGCCGGACCUUGGACAGAAUGUACCAAGAAAUGUGGUGGUGGGGAGCAGUACCGUCGUGUCAAAUGCAUGAGCGGUGAAGAGAUUUCAGCCUACUGCGAUCCAGAGACUGUUCUCGACUCUGCACAGGCUUGUAAUUCGCAGUCUUGCAACGAAGAUGACUUGAUACCAGAAAAUGCCAACUCCAGGCCCAUAGUGGACGACGAUUCCGACUACACAGACUGUGAAGAAGAUGAUUAUCCAGAAGAAGGAGCUGAAGAGGAAGCUCUGGAAGACAUCUCUUCCAAAGAUUUACACUUUACACUUGUGCCACCUGGUGCAUUUUAUUUUGGUAAAGAUGCUUCUACGGAAGGUUCAGCCUCCGAAUCAGAUUGGAUCGACAACGACACUCCAUUCACGACCGAAUCAUCCGAUGGCACCAGUGACACGGAUCUGACCGAGAGCGGUUCAGGAUUUGAUGAAUUAUUUAUAUCAUCGUCAACAACGGAUUCCACUGACAGCAGCUCUACAGGUACCACAGAGUACACAGAAACCCCAGAAAGUACCACUGGCAUUGCAAAUGAAACAAUAUCUACUGAAAGUAGUGACACAUCCAGCGUAACUGAAGGAAGCACGGAAUCUCUGUCAACAGAAGACACACAGAGUACAACAGAGUCAUCCUCUGAUACUACAGAGUUUGAAAGCACAUUCGUAGCAACAGAUGCAACUGAAACACCUGAAAGUACGACCGGCCUUGUAACUGAAACAACUUCAUUGAUAACUGAAACAGGUUCUACAGAAGUUACUUCCACGCCUAGUGAAACCGAAGGAAGCACAGACGCAUCUACAAUUGCAGAAACUUCAAUAACAUCAGAAUCCACAUCUGUAGACACAGAUAGCACGAUAGUAGAUUCCACAAAUACUGAAACCACUGAAUCGAUUAUCACAGAAAGUACUGACUCAACAGUUUCUGAAUCAGUUGGAACUACAGAGAGUACAGCAACAGAGACUACAGCAACAGAGACUACGGACGCUGCCACCGAAAGCACGGUUUCAGAACCCUCAUCUUCAACUGAGGCAACAGAAGCUUCAGAUAGUACAAUAGCAUCUGGCUCUACAGAAACUGUGGUAACAGAGUCAUCAACUGAAACAACAGAACAUACUAUAACAGAUACAACACUUGAAUCUGAAAGUACUCUAUCUACUGAAGCGGCAGAAAUUUCCUCUACAGCAGGAAGUAGUACAGACAUAACAACUGAAUCUGAUGGGACCGACUCUGAUACAACCGAAUCUUAUACAACCGAAUCUGUUACGACCGAAUCUGAUACGACCGACUCUGAUACUACAGAGGUAUCCAGUACAAAUGCUGAGAUAACCUCUGAAACGGGAACAACUGACGUCGACACCUCUAGUACUACAGCAGAUGAAACGGAAGGAACUGAUAGUACAGAGUCAUCUUCCAUAGUAUCCGACUCGACUGAUACAACGGUAGAAACUGAACCAACUGAAACGGGCACUACUGAAAGUAUGGUCACUGAAAGUGGAAGUACGUUUACGACAGGAUUGUUCACUUCUGAAACCACAACUGAAGGUGUUUCAACAAGUGUAACGGAAGAAAUAACGCUUAGUUCCGGAGACACAACACUUUGGGAUUGGUCUACAACUGUCGAGUUAUACACGAAGAAGCCCAAAUGUAGACCAAGGAAGACUGCAAAAUGUGUUAAGAGCAAGUUUGGAUGCUGUCCUGAUAAGAGAACUCCUGCGGCCGGGCCAUUUGACGAAGGUUGCCCCAACCCAAAAACUUGCAAGGAAACGAAAUUUGGAUGCUGUCCUGAUGGCGUGUCACCAGCUGGGAGCAUGACGGGCAAGGGCUGCCCAGUGAUUUCGUGUGAAUUAACUUUGUAUGGAUGUUGUUCAUCCGAUAAUGUUACCGCAGCUUUAGGGAAUGACCAAGAAGGGUGUCCUCCACCUCCACCAGCCUGUAAACUAUCUAAAUUUGGGUGCUGUGAUGAUAAUGAAACCAAAGCGAGUGGACUAAAUAAGGAAGGUUGCACGGAAACAGCUACGGAAACCUCGACACUGACUACGCUUGAAUCAUGCAACGACACUGAAUUCGGAUGUUGUUAUGACAAUGAAACUGAUGCCUCAGGACCAAAUGGAGAGGGCUGUCCAUGCAGCAUCAGUGAAUUCGGAUGCUGCCCUGAUGGUAUUUCGACUGCUCAAGGACCAGACCUAGAAGGAUGUGCCAUGUCCUGUGACACAUCAGCUUACGGCUGCUGUCCUGACGGUGAGACUCCAGCGCACGGACCUCAGAAUGAAGGUUGUUGUUUGCAAUCCGCAUUCGGCUGCUGCCCCGACAAUUAUAAGCCCGCUGAAGGACCGCACCUCGAAGGCUGUGGCUGUAAGUUUGCCCAAUUUGGAUGUUGUCCAGAUAAUGUAACAAUUGCUCGUGGAGGAAACAACGAAGGAUGUGGAUGUCAGUACACUCAGCAUGGUUGCUGUCCCGACAGACAUACUGCAGCCAGUGGGCCAAACUUUGAAGGAUGUGGUUGCCACACGUACCAGUUCGGUUGUUGUCCCGAUGGUAUUACCGCUUCCACUGGACCAAACUUGCAAGGUUGUUUGUGCCAACAAUCUAAAUAUGGUUGCUGUGGAGAUGACGUCACAGAGGCUAAGGGACCAAAUAAGGAGGGAUGUGAUUGCUCUAGUAGCAAAUACGGAUGCUGCCCUGAUGGUGUAACGGAAGCUGGUGGCGAAAAGUUCAAAAAUUGUACAGAUGCACCUGAAAAUAGACAAGCGGCAUGCGCUUUAGCGAAUGACCGAGGUGUAGGCCACAACUAUUCAGUUUAUUGGUUUUAUGAUAUGACAUAUGGUGGUUGUUCGAGAUUCUGGUACGGAGGAGAGGACGGCAAUGGAAACCGAUUUGCAAGUAAAGAGGAAUGUAUGGCCGUUUGCGUUAACCCGACUCCUAAAGACGCUUGCAACCUCCCCAAAGUAAAGGGUGCGUGUACUGGUUACCACGUAAAAUGGUACUACGACUCCGUCAGAGAACAAUGUGCUCAGUUCGUAUAUGGAGGAUGUCUUGGAAACGAUAAUAACUUUGAAUCUCGGGAGCUUUGUCAAAAGAGCUGUGAACCAGAAAAAACUGAAGAUCAAUGCAAUCUGUCGAUUGAGCGAGGUACCUGUGCUGGUAAUUUCUUGCGCUGGGGCUACGACUCUGCCAAACACCGCUGCUCUCAAUUCAUUUGGGGAGGCUGCGAGGGCAACAAUAACCGAUUCGGCUCUGAAGCCGCGUGUAUGCAGCGGUGCAACCCUCCUGGCUCGUUACAAGCGGAAUGCAUUCUUCCACAAGAGGCAGGCAACUGCACUGAAAAGCGGCCGGUCUGGUCUUUCAGCCAGACUGAGAAUCGAUGUGUGCCCUUCUAUUACACGGGCUGUGGAGGCAACGAUAAUCAGUUCGGCAGUGAACAAGAUUGUGUUGAUGCUUGUCCUAGCACCUUCGUCCAAGAAGUUUGCACAUUGCCGGCAUUAACUGGUGAAUGUGCAGAUUACACACAGAGAUGGUUCUACGACACAUCAAAGAGAAGAUGUCGCCAAUUCUAUUACGGAGGAUGUGGUGGAAAUGAAAACAACUUUAUAAGCGAACGCCAAUGUGAAGAUCGUUGCUCGGAACAAGUCGUUGUUACAACAUUAGCACCUAUCACUACAUCACAAACGUCUGAAUUCUGUUUCCUGGGAUUGGAUCCUGGCCCAUGCACACAAUUUGAAGAACGUUGGGGAUAUGACCCGUCACUCGGGUCUUGUGUACAGUUCCAGUACGGAGGUUGUGGUGGUAAUAGAGAUAACUUCCCAUCUAAAGAGCUCUGCCAACAUUACUGCUCCCCAGUACAAGAUACUUGCCAGUUGCCGAUGAUAACUGGACCGUGUGAGGACUCCCAUAUGCAAUGGUUCUACGAUGCUACAACUGACUCUUGCACACAGUUUGCUUACAGUGGAUGUGGAGGAAAUGAGAAUCGGUUUGGAAGUCGUGAAGAAUGUGAACAUCGUUGCAAGACUGGUCCACCCUCUGUCAGUACUACGACUAUCGCACCGGCGGUCGUAUCAAUAGAGUGUCGAGUCUCUCCGACAUUAGAGGAAUGUGAAGGGGCAGGGGAAGUAUGGUAUUUCGAUGACACCCUACGAGCUUGUGUCUCCCACCAAAACGCUGACUUGGGUCGUUCCUGCAGGGUAACUGCGGUAUAUAUUACUCAAGAGGAAUGUGAGAGGAUCUGUGGUGCAUUCCAGGGUGUUGAUGUAUGCCGCUCAGUGUUGGAUCCAGGACCAUGUCACGACGCAGUCCCUAAAGUUUUCUACAACGCAACAAAUGACCAAUGUGAGCCUUUCACCUACAGCGGUUGCCUCGGAGGUCCCAAUCGCUUCGCUGACUACGAUGAGUGCGAGUCAGUUUGCAGACCAUUAUCAAAUCCAUGCAAGCAGGAACCAGAUCCAGGUAACUGCUUAGGCGAAUUCAGCAAAUGGUACUACAGUGAACGGGAAGACAUAUGUCGAGAGUUUAUUUACGGAGGAUGUAAUGGAAACGAUAAUAGGUUUGAAUCUCAAGCGGAAUGUGAGAACCGUUGCCGUGUGAUCAAAGAUGCAACCACUAAAGGACCUUCACCUCUUACUACUCCUUCAUCAACUGGUGAGUGUCGUACUCCCAUUUCUAUUCAGCCGUGUGGUCCAAACGUGACCACGUAUUAUUACGACUCCAGAACAGAGGCCUGUGUUGUUGGUGAUUUUGGCGCUUGCGGAUAUGCUAACAGUUACCGCUCCGAAGAGGAAUGUGAAAGGCGAUGCGGUGCUUUCAAAGGACUUGGAGACGUCUGCAAUUACCGCUUCGAUACUGGCCCAUGUAUUCACGAAAUAGAGAAGUUCUAUUGGGAUGCGGCAUCGGAACGUUGUGUUCCAUUCAAAUAUGGCGGUUGUGAUGGCAGCCCUAACCGCUUUUCUACCUACGAGGAGUGCCAGGAGAUUUGCGGCCAAACCAAACCUGACGAGUGCCUGCAGCCGGUGUCGACGGGCGAAGCUUGCAAGGCGGGGGCUACUCGCCGUUGGUUCUAUAGCCAGACCACCGGAGACUGCCUCAUCUUUAUCUACCUGGGCUGUGGGGGAACAACCAACAACUUCCGCUCCUUCCAGGAAUGUAGCGAGCGCUGUAACCGGCCGACAUCUGGCCCUAACUGUGACGAGUAUGAUGCGGAGUGCGAAGCAUUGAAUUGCCCUUACGGUGUUCAAAGGAAUGUCGAAGGAAACGGUUGUACACGGUGUCAAUGCCUGGAUCACCCUUGUGCUAGCAAAGUCUGCCCGUCGGGACAACGCUGUGCCGUCACUGGAUCUUACAGGGACCCGAUAACACAAAACAUCCACUACACGGUCGACUGUAGACUCGCAAUCAAAGCGGGAUCGUGUCCAGUGACAGAAUAUCCAAUAACAACAGAAAGCCAGUGCCGACGUGAAUGUAAUGACGAUGCGGACUGUUCGUCGGAUCACAAGUGCUGCGAACAUGGAUGUAGCCAUCUCUGCUUGCCGCCUGCUGCCGGACUGCUAAGCACCACGACAUAUAGCCCUGAAUCACAAACGCUGCCAGAAGCUCCACGCGCGAACUUAAAUGAAACGGAACCUGAUGUGCGAGCAACUGAGGGUGGCAGAGCGACAUUGAGAUGCCUUUUCCACGGCAAUCCGCCUCCUAAGAUCACUUGGCGACGAGGAGAGAUCACGAUUACUGGAGAUGUCGAUCGCUAUCACUUGAAGUCUGAUGGUGCUCUCGAAAUAGUUUCUCUGUACCGUAAUGACUCUGGAGUUUACAUCUGUAUCGCCCAGAACAGUUUGGGUACAGCCACACAAGAGGUUAACCUGCAAGUUGAAGAUAGCAACGAAAUAAUUCCGCCGACACCAGACUGUGCGGAUUUACUGGAGGAGUGCGAAUCAUUACGCAGACAAUGUCCAUUCGACAUGCUCCGCACGUACGUCGGUCACGACUGUGUGCGUUGUUCCUGUCCUCAGCCGGACCCCAAUCGUUGCGAUCCUUUCAUUGUGGAGUGUCAGGCGUUAAAUUGUCCGUAUGGCGUACAAAAUAUUCAAGGAAGCGAUGGAUGUACUAGAUGCCAGUGCAACCCGUCUCCUUGUGAUGGCCAACAAUGCGCGGUUGAUGAGAAGUGCCAAGUCACACGAUACAGGGACCCCAUCUCUCAGGAGAUAAAACAUUUCGCGGAAUGUAGACAAACAAACAAGACAGGUGUAUGUCCAACAAUAAAUUCAAGUGAAGACUGUCAUGAAGAAUGCCACGAUGACUCGGAAUGUAUAGGAGUUGGCAAAUGUUGUGCCACUGGUUGCAGCCAGCGGUGUCUGGUGCCUGAACCCAUACCGGCUACAAGCCCCGCACCUUUAACUACUUUAUACGUGCCUGGAAUACCUCAAGCCCCUGAAGUAAACAGCGAAACAGAAGCAGAAGUACGUGCAACGGAAGGUGGGAAAGCGACCCUACGAUGCCUCUUCCAUGGCAACCCACCACCCAAAAUUACUUGGCGACGAGGAGAAAUCACGAUUGAUGGAGAUGUUGGUCGUUACCGACUCACUGCUGACGGAGCGCUCGAAAUAGUUUCUCUGUACCGCAACGACACUGGAGUUUACAUCUGCAUCGCUCAAAACAGUCUUGGCACGGCCAGGCAAGAGGUUAACUUGCAGGUCGAUGAUCCUGUGGACGAUCCUGCUGGAAUCAGCAAUGUACCAAAUGAGAUCAUUUAUGGAAGCCUGGGAGAACCACUCAAUAUCCGAUGUCUUGCAUUUGGCUACCCUCCACCAUCCAUCUAUUGGUACAAAGGAAAAAGUGGCCCAAUGAUUCCAUACAGCAGCACACUGUAUGAAGCAAGAGGAAAUGUUUUACAAAUUCGUCAGUUAAACGCGGAUACGCUCGGAGAAUAUAUUUGCCAAGCUUAUAAUGGUUUUGGAAAACCAGCUGAAUGGGCCUUUGAAGUGCAAGAACUGACAGCUAAACCUAUUGGAAACUAUAUAGAUCCCCUUUUGUCUCUGCCGUCCCAAGAACCUCAAACUGAAGGAACGACUACACAGGCGCCUAAAAUUGAAGUACCUGUUUAUACUGUACCUGUGACGACGAGGAUAUUAGCUGAAGCGAGCCAAGUGUCUGCUGGGACAGUGAUCACAGUGCCUUGCGAGGUUGACGGAUACCCUGUACCUGUUGUUAGAUGGUCAAAGGAUAAUGUUCCUUUAGAGUCAAGCAAUAGAAUACAGAUCACCGAGGCGCGCCUGACGAUAUCCCACGCGAACACAAAUGACACUGGAGAAUACGCGUGCGAAGCCAGCAACGGUUACAGCUCGCACUCAUCCACAGUUAGGAUUAUUGUUGAAGGAAUGUAUAUCCCGCCGACUUGCAAGGACAAUCCCUACUUCGCCAAUUGUCACCUCAUCGUGCGCAGUAACUACUGCCAUCACAGAUAUUAUUCACGGUUCUGUUGCAAAUCGUGUGUGGAAGCCGGGCAGCUAGUUCCUUCCGAGCUGGAACUGAUGCAGGGUGACGAAUCCUUCAAAAAGAAGUAG